GCGGAAAGAUACGAAGCUUCACGGGCGACAUUUACACACCAAGUAUCACACCGAACAACUACAUACCUGCCAACCCUCUCUUCGUCUCUCUUCGUCUUGCGUUCGGGUUUCGGUGAACCAUUCAUCUCUCACGAUGGAGUCUUCAGUGGCUCAGGUGAAGGUCAACUUCACCACGACCCACGAAGACCUACAGCUGCCAGAAACCAAAAGACAGCUCCUAGUGCCGGCCGACAUCAAACGCUAUGGACUCUCCCGCAUUCUCAACUCCGAGUCCAUGCUCAAUACCGCCUCGCCCAUUCCCCUCGAUUUUCUCGUCAAUGGCACAUUCUUGAGGACGACACUCGAAGAGUAUCUGAAGACCGAAGGCUUAUCUUCCGAAACAACGAUCACUCUCCAAUACGUCCGCUCCCUCCUUCCCCCCACUUACGAAACCUCCUUCGAGCACGACGACUGGGUGGCAUCCGUCGAUGUCCUGUCGGCCACAUCACCUGCGGGGCGUUGGUCAGGGAAUGAGUUCGUACAAGACCGGGACAGGAUUCUUUCUGCAAGCCACGACGGGCUCGUGAGGAUAUGGGAUCGGUCGGGUGCUGCCUUGGCGACGUCGGCGCCAGCUCGCGGUGGAGGCCACUCCAAACUCCUAACGGCGGCGAGGUUCCUGGGCGCUACCCAGGUCGCCUCCGCAGGCAUGGACCAGAAAGUGGUGGUGUGGAAGUACACCGAGACACCGGACGGGCUCUCCGGCGAACUGAAGCCCACUCUCGAGCUCUACGGCCACAAGAAGAUGAUCAACAGCCUCAACGUCCACGGCCCUUCCAAGCGCAUGCUCACCGCGUCCUCCGACGGCCGCGUCGGCGUCUGGCUCGCAUCCAAGAAGGCUGCCGACGCCGACCCGGAUGACAUCCCAUCCACACACACCGCCAAGCGCGUCCGUGUAGCCUCGUCCGUGACCGUGCCGCAGAAGGCCGCCCAGGUCAUGAUCCCCGCCCACGAAGACCACGUCGCCACCGACGCCGUCUUCCACCCUUCGGACCCCACCGUCGCCUACUCCGCCUCCACCGACCACACCGUCCGCACCCUCGACCUGACCACCGGACGCGUCGUCUCCACCCUCUCCACCCUGCACCCGCUCCUCGCCCUCGCCCCCCUGCCCCGGAGCGCCCACGCGCUCGUCGCUGCCGCCUCUGCCGCCCGGCACGUGACCCUCCUCGACCCCCGCGCCCAGGCGACCCAGACCUCCGUCCUCGUCCUCCGCGGCCACACCAACAUGGUCUCGUGCGUCGCCGCCGGGCCGGACAACGACUACAGCCUCGUUUCCGGCUCGCACGACGGCACCUGCAAGGUGUGGGAUCUUCGGAGCGUGCGUCCCGCCCACAGGGACGAGGGACCCGGCGGGAGCGUGUGCGAGCCCGUCUACACCGUGGCGCGGGAGUCGCUGGGCGGGAAGAAGGUCCCUGCUGGUGGGGAGGGCGUCAAGGUCCUCGGUGUCGCGUGGGAUCAGACUUGUGGGAUUGUCAGUGGUGGAGAGGAUAAGAAGGUGCAGAUCAACAGGGGUAGGGAUCUAUUUGCUUCGUAGGCGGCAGGAAAGGAAGAAAAGUUUAAAAACGAAAAAGAGGUUCUGAGCUUGGAUAAAAUAUCAUGAUACCCAGCACAUUCUAUUCGUCUUCAUGGGUGUAACUUUAUAUCUUUGUUCUUGUCGUUGUUACUCUGUUCACAGCAUUGGGUACCGUAGAUGCUAAGACGUAUUACAACUUCAAGUAUACGUGGGAUAUCUCCGACGGGGCUUAGGGAUGUUUGAUUUUACCUAGGCUUACGAUAAUACGGAUCCAGAGACAUAAAAAAACAGAACAACGGAAAAAAAAGGGACCGACUGGCAAAAUAGCAGCAC
Molecule: messenger RNA, 1885 nt
Organism: Sodiomyces alkalinus F11
Lineage: Eukaryota; Fungi; Ascomycota; Sordariomycetes; Glomerellales; Plectosphaerellaceae
Product: WD domain-containing protein
Exons: 2
Coding region: 134-1573 (479 amino acids)
Biological process (GO): ribosome biogenesis
Cellular component (GO): preribosome, large subunit precursor
Molecular function (GO): protein binding
Source: RefSeq, a predicted model, not a curated record